Messenger RNA from Pantherophis guttatus, 3788 nucleotides. Lineage: Eukaryota; Metazoa; Chordata; Lepidosauria; Squamata; Colubridae. The record is from RefSeq and is a predicted model, not a curated record.
GAGAGAGAGAGAGAGAGAAGAAACGACAGGCAGACAGACAGGUUGCUUGCUUCCUCUUCCUAAUUUUCACUGACCUGCACUAAAUGGGAAUAUAAUUGAGAAAGAUGGCGAAGUACAGCUGAGUUACCAAGCACUUUAAUUUCAUUCCCCGUGUCCCUCAGUAAUACCAGUACUCCGGAAAAGUGAAUGGGGACCGUCGCGUCCUAACUAUACUGACGAGAAAAUCCCAAAGAGUCGAAGCGAUUGGCGAGAGAGCGCCGGGAAGGAAGGCGGGGGGAGCGAGCGGAUAGGCGAUUUUGCGACUGCUACCCAAGCAAGCACCAGCCUUCACUAGCCAGGGUGCGUUGGCGGGAGGCGCGCCCUCUCCCUUGCUCGUUCUCUUUAAUUCAGCUCCUCCCCCCGUGGUUGUGGCUUUCCCUUCCAUCAAAAGCCCGAUCAGGAACGCCAGUCUUUUGGUGGGGGGGCGGGAAUCCGAAAGAGAAAAAAGAAAAAGAAAGAAAGAAAGAAAGAAAGAAAGAAAGAAAGAAAGAAAGAAAGCACCGCUUUCCCUUUUUCUAUCAGCUUCAAAUACGGCAGAGUCGGAAACUUCUGUGGAGUUAUUGGCAUCUUUUAUUAUUAAAAAAAUAAUAAUUCAAAUCAAUUAAAACAUCUGCAGCGUCCCCCUUUCGGUUUGCGCUCUGUUUUUUUGUUCAUUUCCCCUUUUCCUCAAAUCCGCGUUGCUUUUAUUUUGUUUUGUUUUAUUUUUUUUGUUUUCCCCCAACCGCUUCCUGGGAAAUGGGAAAAGUUACUAGCCUGUACCCAGGGUGGCAUUUCGCUUUGCUCGCCGCUCGGACCUGGCUUUUGAUCCUUACUUUUGGCUUUAUCGGAGCAGACAUCACUUGCCGAUCGUGCCGCUGGCAGGUGCAGCUACAGCCGCAGCCACCAGCCCGAGGAUUAUUAAUGAACUUGAGGACGGCACGAGGAGGCGAUGGGGCCGGAGAGAUACCUGUGGAUAAAAGAGGUGAGAAGCCCGCGGAUCGCAGGCAAGAGAGGGCGGAUGCCGGCAGUCCGAUCUCGGCGGCUUCUGCCGGGGAGAAACAUGCCGGGAUGGGAUCAAAGGGUUGGAUGGGACCGAGCAAAGUGACCGGCGAGCUGCCAGAAUUUCCCCCGAUCCGACCCAGACUAUCUCCUCCGGAUGUUGACAGGCCCACCCGCAAAAAGUUAGCCUCGGCUCCCGCUCUGUUUCCAGCGGGGAGCGGAGGGCGUCGGGGGGCCAGUUCGGAGGCCGGCCGGAGGUCCGGAUCGGCGCUCCUGAGCCGGCGGAGAAAAAAUAACCGGAACGAUCGGAGGAGGAGGUCGAGUCGGAAACCCAGAGGAGCUCCGGCUGAAAGAGACGCGCCGUUGGAGAGCAGGGCGCGGGCAGCGCCGGAGCAGCUGCUGGCAAAAGCCACGCGCUUCCGACAGGAAGAACUCAAAUUGACAAGCACGACCUUUGCUCUCACUGGAGAUUCGGCGCAUAACCAAGCCAUGGUGCACUGGUCGGGCCACAACAGCAGUUUUGCAGUAAUCUCUCCAACAGUUAUGCAGUCUUCAAUUAAAUCCCAAGAAAAGAUGUCAUGAUAGAAUGUCUGCUUGGAGGUCUUUUCAGUUUAGGAAGCCUGGGCAAUCAGAGAAGCUGCAGAAUGAUGGAGGGAAGUGUUAACAUCAACAACCUUCUCUACCUUUCAGUAAUAAUGUGAACUCAAAUUGCCAGCCAAAGGAAAUUCUAAAAAUAUUCUAAAGUACCCUGAGAAUAAGCAAUUAAAACUGAAGCUUGUUUUGCAAAAGAACAUUUGGAAGCUGGAUAAUGAAAUUUUAGCACUGUACUUCUCUUCUGCAAUGGCUGAUAAGAACAGCAAUGCUAAAUAUUUUUUCGUUUGAGGUUGACUCCUGGUGACUACAUGGACCGUGCAAAUCAUUCCAUGAGAGAAUCUGACACGACCAGAUAACCUUUUGAAAACUUUGAAGCAGGUGCAUCGAGUCUGUGAGCAAUUACUCUGCCGUUAUGAGGAGUCAUCCAGAUGGACUUUUUAAAAAAAAAUUGCCAGCAAAACACCUUGGUGAACAAUUUGCACAAAUCUGAUGAAGAGAAAAUGAUGGAAGAUAGCUUGAAACUUGGGGCACACCUCUGGUUCCCCUCAUUGCCCCCUACACAUUUGUAUGACAUGGCUGUCAUGAUGUUACUUUCAUUUCAACCUUCUCAUAGUUGUCUUUAGGAGUUACAGUUUUAACUGUAGCAUGUUUUAGCAUGUUUUUGUGACAUGCUCCAUCAAUGACGGAGCAAUGUGGUUGCUUACACAGUCAGGGAUGGGAUCUAGAAUAAGUACUUCAUAUUACUAUGAAUUCAUUUUAUUCCAUGGGACUUGCCCUUCAAUUUAGCUUGGGUUUCAAGAGAGACUGGACACCUGGUUUAUAAUAAGGCAUCUGCCCAGACAAUGCCUGAUACUUUCUGAAGCACACGCCAGAUCCUAUGUGGAUUUAUAAACAAGGCUAUAUUCUGCUGUCUGUGUAAGGCUGGUUCUGUCACCAUCUUGGAUAUGCUACAGGUUUUCAGUCCUCCAAGAUAGGACUUCCCAUGACAAUAAUUUUAUUGGUUUAUUAUUCUGGCACAAUUUUGCCUGUUUUUCUACGGUUUCAUGACUGCCCAUAGGCUACUUUCAGGUCCUGCCAGUCAUAGGGAUAGAACAGGACUCCCUGCUAGCAAUGCUAUUAUCUUGCAGCAUUAGUUUAAGAUGGAACAGACCUGCUACCAAUCAUUCUCUCCCAUUUUACUGUACAACUUUUCUUUAUGCUUGCAACCACUCUUUCUGAAGAUAACUAGACUGACACAUCACGGGCACUAAACUCCUCCAUGUCUGUAACUUAUUACUUAGGUAAUUUGAUACAUGACUAAAUCUAAUGUUUCAGUCACCUGCCUACACUCAUCUAACCUCAUCCUACCCAUAUUUGAGAAUGAUUGAUAGUGGUUCUCCUGCUGAUAGAUACCAGUAAUUCUUUGUGGGAAGAAAUAAAACCAGAGAAAGCCACCGAUCACUUUCCUUAAAUUGUUGCACCUUAAAAUAGUAAGGAAUUCAUUAAUCACCAGUCUCGUUAGUGAGCAAUCAUGGAAGUAGUUUUAUUGUAGUUUGCUUUUUGGCCAUCUCUAAGACUAGCCAUAUGGCUUGCCCUUAGCCUGUGGUAAAAUACAGAUAAAGUAUGAAACUUUAUGUUAUUUGAUAGUAAGCGUUCUGCUGUUCUUUCACAUAGAUCAGUGCAAAGUGGCAGAAAGUUGUAAUUGACAAGAUUUUAUGGGAACCCUCCAAAUUCUGUUCACUACCCUGUAGAUAAAAGUGGCAACUUUUUCUGGGCCUGAAUUUCAGGACCUAGGAUAUUCAAGCUCCUUUCUUUUUGUGAUGUAAAUUGGUAAAUUUCUCUUCUUAAGACAUCUGCACGGAGCAUGAUUUGCAAUAUUAAGGAUGAAUAAUGGUAACUGACUGUUUAUUUCCAUAUCACUGGGGUCUUUUUUAUAUACUUCAUUUGUAUUGUGUUUAUUAUUGCAAUUCACCGAGAGAAACUGAAAAUUGAAAGGAAGGGGAAACUGGAGCGUUGCUCUAUCCCAUCAUAAUAAAUUUCAAAUCUAAUCCCAUAAUUAAACUUUAUUAUUUUGUAAUUAAAUUUACAUUGAUUGAUGCAGUGUGUUUGAGACUUUUUUUUUUAAAAAAGUGAGAAGUUAUAAUCAUGUUCCAGAACUCACAUGUUGUGCAAUUAUAAUUGUUUAUAGAACAGUAUCA